UUUCGCCGAGAAUGCUGGAGCUGCAAUAUGGGCUGCUGCCCUUACCAAUUUGAACAAGGUUUUCUAUCAUAUGAUUUCCUGUCCUAUUUUGCUUUGUUUGCAGGUAUGGUACUAAUUUUGACAGUAGCUGCCGCCGGAUGUGUUUCUGGAAUUCGUAGAACCGAAAACAAACCGCUGCGCGCACGCUUCCCUUGACUUUCAGAUGUCGGGAGUUUUUCCGGGACUUUUCCUGCACCAACCCUCACUCCGCCACCCCUCUGCUACAAAACUACAUCCGGAUCGCUUGUUCGCGGCUGCUCGCUGGUGGGUAGGGGGCCUGGUGACUCCGGCGUCGGGGGCGGGUUCGCGUGGUCCCGGUUUCGCGGUACAACCUUCAUUUCAGG
This is a messenger RNA of Tuber aestivum (summer truffle), 383 nucleotides long. The record is from the annotation of a GenBank genome assembly. NCBI's taxonomy places the organism in Eukaryota, Fungi, Ascomycota, Pezizomycetes, Pezizales, Tuberaceae.